UCUAGCUCUAGAAAAGGUGCGCUGAGUUGACACCGAAGAUCGCGAUCUUGUCCCGAACCGACGACCAGGCGCAGUUGGAGGCAACAUUAUCACAAUUGGAGAAGUCACCAUGAAGCUGCACCAUCCCUCCUAUCUUCUUCUUUUUCUCGUAGUAUCCCCUCUUGUGGAUGCUUUGAAGACUCCGUCGCCAGUAUCAGGGAUCAGUGCGCUGAACGUACCAAGAGGAGGCGGUCUACCCAGUGUCAAGCCCCAACACAUGAUCAAGGUUUUCUGUGGAUUCUACGCUCUCAACGGUGCCCUCAGCUUUCCGGCACCCGAGUCUGCCAAGGACUUUGCCUUGAUUGAAGGCACCGAUGACUAUGUCGUCUUUGAAAAUCUAGGAGCCAUCUCGUUGUCGUACGCUUCCUUGGUGUACUUUUUGAAAUUCAAGGGACUUUCCAUGGCAGUACCCAAGAUGGUGGCUCUGUCCAGUCUGCCCCUGGCAUAUGUCUCCUACAAGAACAUGCUCAAGGGCAUCACACACAAAAUGACGGGAUCCAACUUGCAUGGACCCAUUAAUACGCUGUUUUGGGUGUCCUGCAUUUACGCCAUCUUGUCGUCCAAGGUGGCCGACCCGGUCCUCCUUGCCAAGGUCAUGGCCCUUCCUCCUCUCGCCAUUGGCACCAUCAGUCAGUUCGAUCAAGAGUUGGCUCGAAAGAUUGGUGGAUUCAACGCCGGAGUAGUUUCCAAAAAGGGAAAAUCCAUCUUUGUGUGGUAUGCAGCUCUCAUGGCAGGGUGGGGUGCUCUCAUUCUCAUGACGUUGCAAUUGAAACUUUCUGCCAUGGAUGCCAUUGGUCGGGCCGCGGUAUUGGAAACGCUCUUCAUGGUGGACUGCAUCUGGAUCCGUAAAUGGAACAUUGGUGUCGCGCCAGAUGCGAGCAACUACGUCUUUUUGGGGAUACCGCUUCUGACUGCCGUGACAAUCUUUUUGAACAAAUAGGUAGCAUGUAUUGAAGAGAGGAAGAAGAAUAAAUGAGCACAACCGGCAGUCUGCGUAGCAACAUAAUCUAGAUUGCUCAAUGUACCCGUGCUGGUGCAUCAACUCGGAAUCUAAGCAUGUAAUCCAAUGGGUGGAGGAUGGGGCACCUGAGAUGGU
This is a messenger RNA of Seminavis robusta, 1135 nucleotides long. NCBI's taxonomy places the organism in Eukaryota, Bacillariophyta, Bacillariophyceae, Naviculales, Naviculaceae. The record is from the annotation of a GenBank genome assembly.